UAUAUACAUCGACCCGUUCGGCCGUUCCCUGGCAGCUUCAUCUUUUGGCGUUCUACUAAAAGCCAGUAUUGGCUUAUCAUCAAUUUCUGGAAUAAAAGAGUGAGAUAAAUAUCAUCCGCCAACGGAGUGGCGAAGGGGACUCCGGUAGCGAAGCAGGGGAGAUUUUUUCGCGCUCGUCGCCAAAUGCUGGGCGCCAUCUCUUUCCCAAUCCCUUCUUCUUCCUUUCUUCCCCCUCUUACCUCUAUCCCCAACCCUAAUUCCGCACGCGGUCGCCUCCUCCUCCUUCCGGCCAAACCCUCCCGCCGCGCCGUCGCAUCGCUGCCCGACCCCUCCGAGGGAGCCAAGGUGGAGUACACGCCGUGGCUCAUCGCCGGCCUUGGUAACCCCGGGAACAAGUACCACGGCACCAGGCACAACGUGGGAUUCGAAAUGAUUGACCGUAUCUCGCGAGACGUGGGGAUUUCUUUGAAUACGAUCCAGUCCAAGGCGCUGAUAGGAAUCGGUGCGAUUGGAGAAGUGCCCAUUCUGCUCGCGAAGCCACAGGCCUACAUGAACUACACUGGAGAGUCCGUGGGGGCUCUUGCUGCAUAUUACCAAGUACCACUGCGACAUAUCCUACUGAUUUAUGAUGAUAUGAGCUUACCAAAUGGUGUCAUGAGGCUUCAACCUAAGGGUGGUCAUGGGCAUCAUAAUGGGGUAAAGAGCGCCGUGGAGCAUUUAGAUGGUUGUCGUAACUUUCCUCGCCUUUGCAUAGGGAUUGGAAAUCCACCUGGGAAAAUGGAUAUGAGAGCUUUCCUGCUACAGAAAUUUAGUGCAGAGGAACGUGAGCAGGUGGAUGCUGCUCUGGAUCAAGGGGUGGAGGCUGUGAGGACUCUUGUAAUCAAGGGUUUCAGUAGUAGCAUUGAUCGAUUUAAUUUGGUGCAGAAGUACAAGCACCACAAAGUUUGAGAUUGCCAGCCAGAUGCUUUUUUGGGGAAGAAACUUGUGCAAAGUCUGUAUGAGCUGAUGCAUACACUGAUCCACCAGUCCACAAAUUUGGAGGGUUUAACAUUAUCAACUUUAAUGUGUAUCACCAUUGUAACGCAUGCAUGCAUGCACGAGAGAGAGAGAGAGAGAGAGAGAGAGAGAGAGAGAGAGAGAGAGAGAGAGUAUAAUACUGUCUUGUAGAGCAAUGUAAUCUUGAGAAACAGCAAGCUGAAAAGCUGUUUUGCUAUGGUUUUAGGAUAGACUAUCUAACCGAAUGGACCAUUUCUUUCAUCCAUUCAACCAUUCUUGAGGUUAUGCUCAAACAGACUGGAACGUCACGAAGCCAGUUGAGUUGUCCUCAAGAUCUCAGCCAAUGCCGAAAAGAAAUAGGUGACUAUCUUGUUAUUGCAAUAAUGUCUGAUGGGGGAUGAAAAACAUCAAUAUCUGAAACUCAGUUUCUCAGGCCAAAAAAAAAAAGAAAAAAAUAUGGCACUUGCCAUGCAUGUAUUGCUCCUUUUUCGUGGAAUGCAUUUUUAUAAACCUUGCUGUGUA
Molecule: messenger RNA, 1518 nt
Organism: Phoenix dactylifera (date palm)
Lineage: Eukaryota; Viridiplantae; Streptophyta; Magnoliopsida; Arecales; Arecaceae
Product: chloroplastic group IIB intron splicing facilitator CRS2, chloroplastic-like
Molecular function (GO): peptidyl-tRNA hydrolase activity
Source: RefSeq, a predicted model, not a curated record